ACUGAAAACUUAAAUCAAGGAAGUGGAGAGCUAUAUAGGAAAAAAGCGGAAGCUUGCAGCAGAUCUUUUGGCUAGAGAGGGCAAGGCACGACUCAGUUUAAUUUUUAUAAAAGGUGAGAUAGUCUCAAAGCUAACGUUGAAGUAGAUCAUAUACUAUAUCAGAAUUCAGCGGGUAAUACUUGAUAGAUUGAUCAUGGGUUCAUUGGGUACAUCAAAUGGAAGAGAGCUAUUGCUUCACAUGAAUGGUGGCAAGGGAGAAAGGAGUUAUGCAAACAACUCCUCAUUCCAAAAAAAAUUAAUGCUUAAAGCCAAAUCAAUACUUGAAGAAACCAUAACCACACUGUACCGUGAUUCUUCUCCAAACUGCAUGAAAGUGGCAGACUUAGGAUGCUCUGUAGGACCAAAUACAUUUCUUGUGACAUCAAAUAUUAUCGACAUUGUUGAUACCACAACUACCCUUUUGAAUUGUGAACAACCCACCUUCCAAUUUUAUCUCAAUGAUUUAUAUGGAAACGAUUUUAAUACCAUCUUCAAGUCACUUCCUGAUUUCUAUACAAGAUUGGAAGAAGAUAAGGGACACAAGUUUGGUUCAUGCUUUAUUAAUGCUACCCCUGGAUCCUUCCAUGGGAGGCUCUUUCCCAGUAAUUCCAUAAACUUAUUUCAUUCUGCCAACAGUCUACACUGGCUCUCUCAGGAUCCAUUAUCUGGGUUGACUGAGGAGGAGAAAUCACUUAACAAGGGCAAUUGUCACCUAGUUAGCACAAGCCCUUCAGAGGUAUACAAAGCUUACUUUAAGCAGUUUCAAGAAGGUUUUAAAUCAUUUCUAAAAUCACGUUCGGAGGAACUUGUGCCUGGAGGAGCAAUGGUCUUGGUGUUACCUUGCACUUGCAAAAAUGAAACUCUUUCAAAAAGCCUUUGGGAAGUAAUAAGCCUUACACUGAAUGACAUGCUCUCGGAGGGUUUGAUUGAAGAAGCAAAAUUGGACUCUUUUAACAUACCAACAUAUGAGCCUACAAUUGAGGAAAUCAGGCAUUUGAUUAAGGAAGAAGAGCCAUUGUUUCUUCAAAGAUUAGAGGUUUUCACGGUGCCUAGGGAUGAGGGUGUAAGUGAAUGUGGUGAUGAUGUUUUUCUUGAUGGAAAUAUAAGAGCUGAAUUCAUAGCCACAUACACAAGAGCUGCAAUGGAGCCUCUCUUAUCUGCAAAGUUUGACGCACAAGUUAUAGAUGAAUUAUUUAUCCGGUUUCAGAAGAAACUUGUGCAAAUAAUGAAGGUGGAGAAAUUUGAGACUGCUAAUUUGAUGAUAUCCCUGACAAAAAUUGCUUGAAGAAGUACUGUUUCUCAAUAGAAGGACACAUCUUAAAAAGUAGUUUUUCUUUUGUGAUUUUGAUUUGAUUUGGUGAAAUUAAGUUAUGGAGUAGAAGAUGCUACGUACUCUUAUUGAA
Messenger RNA from Glycine soja, 1442 nucleotides. Its product is annotated as 7-methylxanthosine synthase 1-like. Gene Ontology annotation, molecular function: S-adenosylmethionine-dependent methyltransferase activity. The transcript has 5 exons. Lineage: Eukaryota; Viridiplantae; Streptophyta; Magnoliopsida; Fabales; Fabaceae. Gene Ontology annotation, biological process: methylation. The record is from RefSeq and is a predicted model, not a curated record. Bases 194 to 1324 code for a protein of 376 amino acids.